GUUGGGGCACACAGGGAACUAAUAUUUACAAGCUACAAGAAGCAUCUUAAAGUGUAACCAUGGCUAACCAAAAUGGUGUCAAGUCCCAAAAUGGCACAAAGAAGAAUGGGCCUCUAGAAACGAUAGACCUGGCUGCUGCUCUUGAGGCCCCUGAAGAUGCGGCACCAGUCAUAGCUAGGGCUUUAGAGAAUGAAGGAUUCCUCUACUUGGUAAACAUUCCAGGUUUUGAAUCUGGUGAACUGUUCAAAGCUACAAAAUGGUUCUUUGAUUUACCACUUGAUCAAAAGAUGGCACUGGCUAGGAAGGCAUUUGUGCCCGAAAAUGAUAAUUCUUACAGAGGCUAUUACCCAGUAAUCCCCGGUGGACAUUCUCAUAAGGAGGCAUUUGAGACGGGAAUGUUCGGAGAUUUUGAUUUGGAAAAACAUAAGAAGAAAACGUACAUAGAUGGCAGGCCAUUAAUGCGAGAGAUUGUCAAUGAAGGAAAUGUUUGGCCCGAUCCUGACUCAAAAUAUCCACAUUUUAAAGAAACUAUCAAAAAAUAUUAUAAUAUAUAUCGUAAAACAGGCGAGCGUGUUCUACGGUUGAUUGCCAGAAGCUUAAAACUGGAAGAAACCGCCUUGGACCAUCUGUACCAACCAGAUGUCCUAGCUACAUUCAGACUGCUUCACUAUCCAUCCCGAGUGAACAUCCCAAAAUCAGAGAUCCCUGACGAAGCUAAAGAUGGCGACACUUUAAUGACGACAGGCCCCCAUGCAGACUCUACUUAUAUAACACUCUUGGCAACGUUUGACAAUUGGGGGCUGCAAAUGCAACAGGAUGGGGAAUGGAUCGAUGUACCCCCAAUAAAAGAUAGCCUUGUUAUGAAUAUUGGUGCACUGAUGACGGAGUUGGUUGGAGGGAGGUUUAAAGCCACGAUUCAUCGAGUUGUUGACCUGGGAGAAGACAGAUACUCCGUCCCAUUUUUUUAUUCUCCUAACUUUGAUGCUGAUAUCAGCAAGACAUAUGAUGGCAAAGAGAUUGAGCGUCCAGGUCAAUAUAAAAAGUUUGGGCCAUGGAUGUUAAACAGAACCAGCCAAUUUAAGGAAUAUGCAACUACUGACUUUGGAGUAUUCAUAGAGUAAUCACUGAACAAAGACUUUGACUGUUUCAAGAUAUUGUUACAGAUGAUGUAUAUCCAUGUGGUAAUAUCCAACAAUGAAUGGUGUUCAUAUAUUCCGUCCCAUUCUUUUAUUCACCUAACUUUGAUACGGAUAUUAGCAAGAUACAUAAUGGUAAAGAGAUUGACCUUCCUGGUCAAUAUAAAAUAUAUGGAUCUUAAAUAGAAUCACACGAUUAAAGGAAUUUGGAGUCUAUACUGAAACUAAUAAUCGGUAUUCUUCAGACAGUUAAAGGAAUAUUCCACCAAACAUUUUUUUGUUUCAAUAUGCUCUAUAUGUUCAAAAAACUUAAAUCUUAAAGAUUUAUCUAAUUUUUUCAAAAUGUUCACAAUAAAAACUGAUAAUGAAUUCUUUGAAUGUAGAAUGAUUUAAAAUUAAAACUCACUGCUUCAUCAUGUUCACCAAUAGAUGGAGUAAGGGUCACAUGGGCCUGUACAUAUGCGCCACCUAGACUCGGGCACCCACUCUUGAACAGAGGAUACACACCACUGAAAAUCAAAUAAAGCAACUGGAUUAAAAAAACUAAACAUAAGAAGAGGUAUAAAUAGGUAACUUUUAUGAUUGAUGAAACAAUUUCUAUUUAUGGCCAAAUUGCAAAUGAAUAAACAUUAUUAAAAUGCAAGACCGGGGCACUGGAUUCAAUUAUAUG
Owenia fusiformis is the source of this 1806-nucleotide messenger RNA. The record is from the annotation of a GenBank genome assembly. NCBI's taxonomy places the organism in Eukaryota, Metazoa, Annelida, Polychaeta, Sabellida, Oweniidae.